GAAGCUCUUCUUCCUCUACUAUCUUUCAGAGCGGUGGUGGAGGCAGUUCACAGACUGGACCUCAUUCUUGGUAACAAGGCAGCUUAUCAAGAAGUGUUCAAGCCGGAGAACAUCAGCUUGAGAAACAAGUUGCGAGAACUCUGUGUGAAGCUGAUGUUCCUGCAUCCGGUAGAAUAUGGGAGGAAAGCGGAAGAACUGCUCUGGAGAAAAGUUUACUAUGAAGUUAUCCAGCUCAUCAAAACCAAUAAAAAGCACAUUCACAGUCGCAGCACCCUGGAGUGUGCAUACCGGACUCAUCUAAUCGCUGGCAUAGGAUUUUACCAACACCUUCUUCUCUACAUUCAGUCUCACUAUCAGCUGGAGCUGCAGUGCUGUAUUGAUUGGACUCACGUAACCGACCCCUUGAUAGGCUGCAAGAAACCCGUGUCUGCCUCAGAGAAGGAGAUGGAGUGGGCACAGAUGGCAUGUCACAGAUGUCUGGUUUAUCUGGGAGAUUUAGCUCGCUAUCAGAAUGAGCUGGCAGGUGUGGACACAGAACUGCUUGCUGAGAGGUUUUACUAUCAGGCCCUUUCCGUUGCCCCACAAAUUGGCAUGCCUUUCAACCAACUGGGUACACUGGCAGGGAGUAAAUAUUACAACGUGGAGGCUACCUAUUGCUACUUACGCUGCAUCCAGUCUGAAGUGUCCUUCGAAGGGGCCUAUGGGAACCUGAAGCGGCUGUAUGACAAGGCAGCCAAAAUGUACCAUCAACUGAAGAAAUGUGAGACCAGGAAACUGUCUCCAAGCAAAAAACGAUGCAAAGAUAUAAAAAGACUGCUGGUGAGCUUUAUGUACCUACAGAGUCUUCUGCAGCCCAAAAGCAGCUCUGUGGAUUCCGAGCUGACAUCUCUUUGCCAAUCGGUGCUGGAGGAUUUCAACCUUUGCUUGUUCUACCUGCCGUCUCCCCCCAACCUGAGCUCAGCUAGUGAAGAUGAAGAGGAAUAUGAGAGCGGGUACUCCUUCCUUCCUGACCUGCUCAUCUUCCGCAUGGUUAUCGUCUGCCUUAUGAGUGUGCACAGCCUCAAGAGGGCAGGUUCAAAGCAGUACAGUGCAGCCAUCGCAUUCACACUGGCCCUCUUUUCUCAUCUGAUCAAUCACGUGAAUAUUCGUCUGCAAGCAGAGCUGGAGGAAGGGGAGAAUCCAGUCCCGGCCUUCCAGAGCGACGGCACAGAUGACCAAGAGCCUCGGGAGCCUGUGAACUCCAUUGAGAAGGAAGCAGAAGCUGACUUAGCCAACCAUCAGCCCAGCGCCGAGCAACAGAAGAAUGACGGCAAGAAAGGCAAGAAGUACUCACGCCUCUCCUGCCUGCGGCGUCGGCGCCACCCCCAGAAGGUGGAUGAGAGCGACCUGAGUGAAGGCUUUGACUCGGACUCCAGCCAUGACUCUGCCAAGGGCAGCGAUGGCUCUGAGAGCGGCUCGGAGAAGAGUGACGAGGACGCAGAGGCUGCUUUUGAUGUAGAAACGGACUCGGACAUGAACAGCCAGGAGUCCCGCUCAGACCUGGAGGACAUGGAGGAUGAGCCGGGUGAGGAUGGAGGGAGCCGCACCAGGAGCGCAAAAAGCAGGGCCAAGGAGGCUGUAAAAAACUACGUGGAGGGGAGUGGGCUGGGGGACUCUAAAAACCCAGGUAACCCCAAGACUGAGAACCCUGACCCUGCUGCCAACGGGCCAGGGUCUGUGGGCACAAACGAGGCAAGCAUAGCCAGCAACCUGCAGGCCAUGUCCACCCAGCUGUUCCAGACCAAACGCUGCUUCCGCCUGGCUCCCACCUUCAGCAACGUCCUCCUGAAGCCGACCAGUGGAACAACCUCAUUGAAGGAGGGAGUGGGCAGCAAGCCCUGCAUCAACGGAGAUGUGAACAAGCCCAGCUUGGUUGAGCAAGAUGACACAUCUGACUCGGAGGAAAGCGUCACCAGUAACAAAUCCUGCAGGAACGAGAAGUCACUUGAGGAGAAGCUGGAGAUCCUCACCAACGAGGGAUUGCUUCCUACUGUCAAGGUGUUCCUGGACUGGCUGCGAACAAACACCGACCUCAUCAUCAUGUGUGCCCAGAGCUCCCAAAGUCUAUGGAACAGGCUGUCUGUGCUCUUGAACCUCCUGCCUUCUGCUGCACAACUGCAAGAACCAGGGCUGGCCCUGUGUAAUGAGGUUAAGGACUUGCUGAGUGGCUCUGAGCUCCCAGACCUGAGCACCCACUUGCUGCUCCCAGAGGAUGUGGCCCUUCGCAACCUACCCCCUCUGAAGAAUGCACACAAAAGGUUUAACUUUGAGCAGGACAGACCCUUCCUCUCGCCGGUGGAGGAGUCCGUGGUUCGGAUUUGCUGCGUCCGGAGUUUCGGCCACUUCAUCACCCGCUUGCAAGGCAGCAUCCUGCAAUUCAACUCGGAGCUCGGGAUCUUCAUUAGCAUUGCCCAGUCAGAGCAGGAUAACUUGCUGCACCAAGCUGAGGCCCAGUUCCACAUGGCUGCUGAGGAAGCUCGUCGGAACAGAUUAAUGAGAGACAUGGCUCAGCUACGACUGCAGCUGGAGGUUUCUCAGCUGGAGGGGAGUCUGCAGCAGCCCAAAGCUCAGUCUGCCAUGUCCCCUUAUCUCGUCCCAGACACCCAGGCUCUCUGCCAGCACCUUGGCAUCAUCAGGCAGUUAGCCAACAGUGGGCGGUUCAUCCUCAUCAUCCCUCGAACAGUGAUUGAUGGCUUGGACUUCCUGAAAAAGGAGAAUGCGGGUGCGCGAGACAGCAUCCGGUAUUUGGAGGCUGAAUUUAAAAAGGGAAACAGGUACAUUCGCUGUCAAAAAGAUGCUGGGAAAAGCUUUGAGAGGCAUAAAUUGAAGAGACAGGAUUUAGAUGCCUGGAAUCUCUAUAAAAUAUUGGAUAGCUGCAAACAGCUGACAGUGUCACAGGGGAAUGGAGAGGAUGACACCACAGGGAUGGUGACCAUCAUAACUGGCUUUCAGCUGGACGACCCCAACACCUUCUCUUCUCCAAUGCAGUCUGCUUUCCAGGCAGCAGCCAACGCCAGCGUGGAGAUCAAGAACGUGCUGGAGUUCUACAAGCAGUGGAAGGAGAUGGGUUGACAGGCCAGAGAGCGUGGCGUUGGUGUACCUUUCUCUCCCCCUCUCGGAAAGCACCGUGUCUGAACGAAGGGAGCUAAAUCCCGGCGACGCAGACACGAAGCAGCAGCAGCCGCCGCCGCAGCAGCAGCAACCAUAACCAAACCAACUGAACCGAACCCCGCCCCCCCUCCAAAUCCAGCUCUGGGCACUCUCGCAAAACACCCGCUAGCUGCCCCCCCAUCUGAGCAGAUGACUGCUCGCCCCCCCUUGCAGCGCCGACUGCUCUGAGAACAGGGGGGCACCUCGGGUGCAGCCUGGAGAGGGCUGCCCUUCUUGUGGGCAGGGACGGGUGAGAGAUGGGCUGCUGUCCAUCCCCACCCUCUCAAAGCUUGCUCGGGCAUCUGAAAUGGGCAGGCAGCUUCUCCUCUGUAACUAUUUAAAAUGACAAAGAAAGCCCCAACACAGCAGGGAAGGAAAAGCUCCUGGGUUGGAGCCCUCGCUCUGUUGGGAACCUGGUGUAGGAAAGCGAAGGUCAUCUUGCUUUUUUUUUUUUAAUUAUUUUUCCUUAUUUUUUUUUUCCCCCCUCCUCCCCUUUUAAAUUCUUAGUUUCUCGCUAUUACAAAUCCAGUGGAGUUCCUUUUGGCAGUUCUAAACACUUGUCACACCUUAACGAGAAAAAGGAAACGAUGAUGCU
Messenger RNA from Gavialis gangeticus (Gharial), 3784 nucleotides. It is a transcript of the gene SMG5, whose product is annotated as SMG5, nonsense mediated mRNA decay factor. Gene Ontology annotation, cellular component: telomerase holoenzyme complex. Gene Ontology annotation, biological process: nuclear-transcribed mRNA catabolic process, nonsense-mediated decay. The coding region runs from base 154 to 3111 and encodes 985 amino acids. The record is from RefSeq and is a predicted model, not a curated record. Lineage: Eukaryota; Metazoa; Chordata; Crocodylia; Gavialidae. Gene Ontology annotation, molecular function: protein binding; telomeric repeat DNA binding; telomerase RNA binding. The transcript has 21 exons.